This is a messenger RNA of Metschnikowia bicuspidata var. bicuspidata NRRL YB-4993, 1767 nucleotides long. RefSeq lists its product as uncharacterized. The record is from RefSeq and is a predicted model, not a curated record. Lineage: Eukaryota; Fungi; Ascomycota; Pichiomycetes; Serinales; Metschnikowiaceae. The transcript has a single exon. The coding region runs from base 1 to 1767 and encodes 588 amino acids. Gene Ontology annotation, molecular function: protein binding.
AUGUCUGCGUUCCGCAAAAACCCCGAUCCAAGUCCCCAGGACUCAAGACAUCGCCAACUGAAGAAAGAUGAUGCCAUCAGGCGCAAGAUUGAACACGAGCUUUCAAAGAAACGUAGCUUGGGCUCCCGGGUGUCCCGUCGCGGGAAGGCGCUCCCAGGAACAGUCAUGUAUUUGAAACCCUCGGAGCCCAUUAUUUGUAAGAUUUCAGCAACGGUGUACGAGGCUGCGCAGUUGAUGUCUGCCCGCAGAGAAAAUUGCAUUUUGGUGGUGAACGACCACGGUGAGUUAAUUGGCAUAUUCACUGCGAAAGACUUGGCCUUCAGAAUCGUGGGGUCGGGAUUGAGUGCCACCACAGUGACCAUCGACCAGAUCAUGACUCCAUCGCCGCUAUGUGCAAACUCGAACAGCCCAGCCGCUGAGGCAUUGACCCUUAUGGUGGAAAAGGGGUUCAGGCAUCUUCCCGUCUUGGAUGACCAGAACCGCAUUGUCGGGGUGCUCGACAUCACCAAGUCCUACGCACAGCAGAUGGAGAAAUUAGAGAAGUUGAGCGUUUCUUCGAAAAAAUUGCAUGAGGCGCUUGACAACGUGCACCUUGAGAUCGGCUUGGCCGACCAGUCGCCGUACGUACUUGAGUACUUUGCCAGCUUGAAGUCCAAGAUGGACGGGCCCACGCUUCUGUCGGUGUUGGAUCAUACCACCAGCCCCGUAUACGCGACAAUCAAAACCUCGGUUUACGAGGCAACCUUGCUCAUGAAGGAAAAUCGCACCACUGCAGUGUUGGUGAAGGACACCAACGACGUGGUGUCGGGAAUCUUCACCUCCAAAGACGUGGUGUUGCGGGUGAUUGCCGCAGGCCUAGAUCCCCGAAAAUGCUCACUUGUGAGGGUGAUGACGCCUCAGCCAGAUGUGGCCAAUUACUCGUUUCCUAUCCAGUCGGCGUUGCGCCAGAUGUUUGAUGGGCAUUUCUUGAAUCUUCCUGUUGUUGGUGACAACAAGGAAAUAAUUGGCAUUGUGGAUGUGUUGAAGUUAACUUACGCCACAUUGAACCAGAUCAAGAAGAUCGAGCUGACUUCUGCAGAAAACUCUGCCAGCAAUUCUCCAGAGGAGGGUCCCGCCUGGAACAAGUUUUGGACUUCGCUUGACAACGAUGACUCCGACUCCAUGCAUUCAGACUCAAUCACAAGUGCACCUGAUGUCACUCCAUCUGAAUUUAGGUUGUUCAAUGUAGACAUUAGGCCUUCGGACUCGAUAUCUGCGGUAGAGGAGAGUAUGUCCUCGAAGCCAGCCGACUCGAGUAUUCUGCUCAGCGAAGAAACUUUUAUUUUCAAAUUCAAGUCGCCUGCAGUUCGUGGCCGUGUUCAUCGUGUCUCCGUGAAGCCCAACGAGACUCUUGAAGAUUUAAGAAGGUUCAUUGAUGCAAAGCUUCACCAGACGGAUUAUGAAGCUUUGAAAGUCUUUGAUCAUCUGAAAGAGACAUAUGCCAUAAGCUACAUUGAUGACGAAGGUGACGUGGUAUCCAUCACGUCAAACGAAGACUUGAGAGAUUGCGUGAAGGUUAAUCGUGACUUCCAAAGCAACAAGGCCGACUUAUACCUCCACAGUCCCAACGAGGCUGCCCCAGUUGAUUUGUCGAGACGCCCGGGACAUAAUGUUCAACCAGCCAGUGGCGAAUUGAUUUCUGGAAUUCCAAACUAUGCAAUUAUAUCUGGGGUAUUGUGCUUAGCGUCGGCGCUCACAGCUGUGAUGGUUGUUUCCAACAAAAGGUGA